AUGGGUGUACGAAGGCUCAUUGCCGAUAGAAAGUCUCUACCGUCGGACGUCACAUAUGAUGGAGUGACCCCAUUGAUGCCUACUACCAGCAAGCCGAUACAUGUCGUGUUCUUCUUGAUGCUGGCGCCGCAGAAUUACCAACGACGAGCUACUGUUCCAUUGUAUGGCAAAUACCUUGUCCCACUUGACUUGACUCAUCAUCCCUUUAGAACUGCUCUACAUUUUGCUCUGGCGGGACCUCUCCUUCCAGAGGCUUCGGUCACGGCUCUCAUGGCGCAUGCAGACCCAUGGGUCCCCUACUGGGCAUUUGCCCGGCUGAGUGGAAUAUGUUGGAAAGAUCUACUACCCAUGUUCAAUCUGGAUACUGUCCGUGUUCUCAUCGAGCACGGCGGAAGCUGCAUCGAUUUUGGAUGGUCACCAUAUUCAGGCCACGAUCCGGAUUGCAUUAAUGAAGUCACUAAUAUGACAGUUGGUCAUCUGUCCCAGAGUACGCCGGAAGAUUUCCUCUGGGUGACUGCAUCUGAGAGAAUCAAUCUCAUGGGCCUGGAGUUAGACCUUUUCUACAUGUCUAUGGCCAUGACGCAGUGUCGCGUAAAGAAUUCGAAUAUUCGCAGAAUCUACACCGUUUUCUCAAAUGCCAGCGAUUUGUCAAGAUUGGUGAAAAUCCACGACAGCUAUCAAUCUACCGUCUUACACCGUCCACUUUCUCGUCCACCAUAUGUCGAAGACGAUUAUUUACAAAUUGUCCUACAAAGCUGGAUCAAUUGGUACAAGUAG
Cladophialophora bantiana CBS 173.52 is the source of this 777-nucleotide messenger RNA. RefSeq lists its product as uncharacterized. The coding region runs from base 1 to 777 and encodes 258 amino acids. The record is from RefSeq and is a predicted model, not a curated record. NCBI's taxonomy places the organism in Eukaryota, Fungi, Ascomycota, Eurotiomycetes, Chaetothyriales, Herpotrichiellaceae. The transcript has 2 exons.